This is a messenger RNA of Fusarium subglutinans, 957 nucleotides long. Its product is annotated as Threonine dehydratase mitochondrial. The transcript has 2 exons. Gene Ontology annotation, biological process: L-threonine catabolic process. Lineage: Eukaryota; Fungi; Ascomycota; Sordariomycetes; Hypocreales; Nectriaceae. The record is from RefSeq and is a predicted model, not a curated record. Bases 1 to 957 code for a protein of 318 amino acids. Gene Ontology annotation, molecular function: threonine deaminase activity.
AUGGCCAACUUGGAUAAGGAACAGAGGUGGAAAGGUGUGAUAACAUCUUCGGCGUCGGAUGCCCUAGCUGUAUCCUAUACGGCAAAGAAGUUUAGAACCCCAUCGAUAAUCGUUUUGCCAGAGCAUACUGCAAAAGCCAAGAUCAAGGAAUUGAAACGUCUCGGGAGUACGGUCAAGUUACACGGGCUGAGUGCCGAUGCCGCGAAGGAGGCGUCCUUGCGGCUGCAAUCACUUCAUGAUCUGAUUGUGAUGCCCCAACCUGGAGAUGAAUAUGUCAUCGCAGGUUAUGGGACUAUCGGACAAGAGAUAAUACAGCAAGCAAUCCAUCCUCAGAUUCAAGCAGUCUUCUGUCCGAUUACCUGCGGAACCCUGGUAGCCGGCCUAGGCAUAUAUCUCAAACGCAUCGCUCCCCAUAUCAAAGUCAUCGGAGUACAGCUCCAUGAUUCAACUGACAUCUCACGGUUGAUACACUGCAAAGGAAAGCCGACUUUGGAAGAGUACUUACUAUCGAAGAACGUCUGCCAAAAGACUGCCCGGAUCUGCAGUGAUGUGAUAGAUGACAUAGUUCAAGUCACUAUGAACGAGGUCCUGAUAGCAAUAAAGAACAUAUACGAAAACACACGGCAGCUUGUCAACGCAGAAGGUGCACUGGCUGUUGCUGGGAUGAAGAGCUGGAUUACGUCGAAUGGACUUGUAGGAUCGGAAAAGGACUUUAUUGCGAUCACGUCAGAAGCUCAACUCGACUUUUCGGAGAUAUUAGCUAUUGUCAAACAAGCCUCGUUGGCUGAGAUGGCGAUGGAGAGCGAGAAUGACAGUGGACUAGAAUCACUGGCGCAUCGUGCAAGGACAGCAUCGGCUUGUGCUGGCGACGGAUGGUCCAGCAGUACGACUGUCGUUGGCACUGAAACUACCGCCAGCUUUACAUCUGAUGUUGACGGCAGUCUUUGGAAUAGCUAA